Molecule: messenger RNA, 1717 nt
Organism: Ictalurus punctatus (channel catfish)
Lineage: Eukaryota; Metazoa; Chordata; Actinopteri; Siluriformes; Ictaluridae
Gene: mmd2a
Product: monocyte to macrophage differentiation-associated 2a
Exons: 7
Coding region: 376-1119 (247 amino acids)
Cellular component (GO): membrane
Molecular function (GO): pore-forming activity
Source: RefSeq, a predicted model, not a curated record
GCGUGCGUGUGCGCGCGCGUAUGUAUUUGAUCAUUCCUGAUCUGUUUAUUCCAGAGGAGCAACUGGGCGGUCAGGGGAUUUAAUAUUAUCUCUCGUGCCUGUUCUGUGGAUGGGGAAAGCACAAAUGGAGCAUGGUGUACUCGAUGACAUGAGACAUGAUAUACCACAAUGUAUCGUCGUGGCUUUGCAGUGCUUUCAGGAACUUGUUUUGCACUUUUGGAGUAAAGAAAGUUCUCAGUGUUCACGUGCGACGAGCGCGCGAGCAAGUCAAUCCCGAGCUGAAGGAAGUGGAAGGGGCUGCGCGCGCGCGCACACGCACACACGCACACACACUAACCAUGUUCAUCUACAGCAUGGAUUUCAGGAAUACUAAAUAUGGAAGGUAAAGUGCAUUCAAGACUGCUUACUUUUCAGCCUCAGCUUUUACUAUUCAUGAACAGUCGAGUCCCACCCAGCAAAAGAUAUCAACCGACCGAGUAUGAACAUGCAGCGAACUGUGCUACACAUGGACUUUGGAUUAUUCCCAGUAUCGUGGGCAGUUCGCUGUUGUACUUCCUGUCUGAUGACAAAUGGGAAAGCAUCACAGCAUGGCUGUACGGCACCGGACUGUCUGGCUUGUUCAUCAUGUCCACCAUGUUCCACACUGUAAGCUGGAAGAAGAGCCACUUGCAGAUUGUAGAGCAGCGCUUCCACAUGUGUGAUAGGAUGGUGAUUUAUUUCUUCAUCGCUGCCUCUUACGCCCCCUGGUUGAACCUGAGGGAGCUCGGCCCCUGGGCGGCACACAUGCGCUGGCUGGUGUGGAUCAUGGCCUGUGUGGGCUCUGCUUACGUCUUCUUCUUCCAUGAAAAGAAUAAGAUCCUGGACCUGAUUUGCUACACAGUCAUGGGAGCUGUUCCUGCAAUCGUGCUUCUGUCAAUGCCCAACAGGGAGGGCGUGUUGGAGUUGUCAAUGGGCGGAGUCUUUUACUGCUUGGGCGUGAUUUUCUUCAAGAGUGACGGCCUUGUCCCUUUCGCUCAUGCCAUCUGGCACAUCUUCGUGGCUAUAGGAGCAGCUAUCCACUAUUACGCUAUCUGGAGGUAUCUGUAUGCGACAGGAAGUCACGUGAGAAGCUCCAGGUGACUCACAGAGCUGCUGAGGAACAUCAUGCACUACCUGGGCCAUGAAGCACCGUGUGUUUAAAUGUAUUCAGGAUUUACUCAGUAAUUUUUACUUGCUCAUGUGUUGCCUUUGUCGACGUCCUCAACUGAAGGAAAUAUAUUUUUCUAUAGAGAACAUCGAACUUAAAACGGAGAACGUUUAGAUUUCAUUCAUUUUCCGAGAUGCGUACAGGAAGAUGUAUAUUUAGGGUUUGAGAAUUUGUUAGCAAGUUAGCUAGUCUACUUGCGUAUUUAGAACUUAAUUUAUUGAAAGCACAAUGUGAUUACUGUUGUGCUACUCUGCUCGAUCAGCAUUUGUUACAGUAUUUGUACACAUUCUGAAUUCUAAGAAUGAUUAUAGAUAAUAAAUAAAUACAUAAAUAAAUAAAUAAAAAAAAACACCCACCCGGUACCAUAAAGUAGCAUGCAGGGAAACAUACACUUCUUGAUUUUGAUCGUUACCUAGCAUUCACAUAGAGGCUGAUAUAUUUAAUUAUAUUUUUAUUUUUAAUUGCAACAUUUUUGGAGAAACGGUUCCAAAUGUUCAAACUAUGAUCUGAUUUGAUUUGAUGAACUGGACC